Ctenopharyngodon idella (grass carp) is the source of this 4123-nucleotide messenger RNA. It is a transcript of the gene arl10, whose product is annotated as ADP-ribosylation factor-like 10. The record is from RefSeq and is a predicted model, not a curated record. NCBI's taxonomy places the organism in Eukaryota, Metazoa, Chordata, Actinopteri, Cypriniformes, Xenocyprididae. Bases 381 to 1040 code for a protein of 219 amino acids. Gene Ontology annotation, molecular function: GTP binding; GTPase activity. The transcript has 4 exons.
UUUUCUUUUCGGUUUUUUUUUUUCUUUUGUAAUUUCUUCUGUCUCUUUGUUAUUUUUGUAAUUUGUUUCUAAACCAAAAAUAUGUUUCAAUAGGCUAUACACCAUAGUUUUAAUGUUACACACCACGUUACAACAUAAUUUAUAAUAGACAGCAGAUCUGUUAAGUUGAACUGUACAUUUUUUUUUAUUACCUUAUAAAACAUGUAACCAUCCCUCAUUUGUAAUCUUAAAACAUGAUGGUUUCUCCGCCCCUCAUCUGUCACCCGCUGGAGAGAAACUGGGCGCGUGCUUUUCAAAACAAGCCAGGGCGGAUCACGUGCACUGGAGAGCAAAAGCAGCAGCUCGCGCUCUGAUCACAGCAUUUCGCUUCAGGUGUGCUCAUGGUUGUACUGCGUCAUAUCUCCGUGGCGUGCAGCGCCGCGAUGGCUGCGGUCGGGACCGCGCUGUUUAUCGCACUCAAUCUCUUUUAUAAAAGACGGGUAUGGACACCAGAGUCAGACUACUACACGUUCCGAGAGGAGGAGGAGGAGGAGCGCAAUGAGAAGCAGGUGCUCGUUCUUGGGUUGGAUGGCGCUGGUAAGAGCAGUGUUCUGCAGGGGCUGAGUGGAGCUGGCUACAGGACGGGCUGCCGACCCACACGCGGCUUCAACUUCAUCAGCCUACACACACCUGCAUGCCAGUUGGACUUCCUGGAAAUUGGAGGUGGCGAAGACUUGCGAAUGUACUGGGUGGAUUACCUAAGGAAAACACACAUCUUGGUGUACGUGGUGGACUCCUCUGAUAGAGGACGGCUUCCUCAGGCCAAAGACGAGCUCCAUCGAUUACUGAAAGCACACACUGAUCUUCCAGUGGUGGUCUUAGGAAACAAACAGGAUAAGCCCGAUGCUGUUAGCGUCCCGGAGCUGCGUGAGGCUCUUUCCCUGAGCUCAGUGGCGGAUCAGAGGAAGCUCUUCCUGCUGGCUGCUCAGUCAGGAUCUGAUGGAUUAAGCAGAACCUGCGGCCUACAAAAGUUCCAGGACCUGCUUCUGACAUUGGUGUGACUGGUUGGCACUGUGGUGCCAGAGAGGACUGGCAAAUGGAUCUUUUGUAACAAGGGAGCAUUCCAUGUAUGGGUUUCAUCCUCGAAUCAUGCGAGGAGUAAGGAACGUGUAGGUCAGGAUAAUGCCACUGUUGUGACGUUAAGUAGCUAAACAAAUGCUAUUUUUCAAAAAUGAGUACUGUACUGAUGAGGGCAUUGUUGCUGCUAGUUAGUGUACAAUAUCUUACUUUUCAUUAAUAUGAUUAUAUUCAAUAUUACAAAGAGUGUAUUACAUAUUGUUUUAUCUCUGCAUGUGGAGUCAUAUUUCCAAUAACAAACUUAUGUAUUGCUGACAAGUUCUCCUACUUUCAACAGGAUGUAUUUAGCUUAAAAAUUAAGCCUAUUUUAAGUGCAAUUACCAAAUGUUCCUCAUUUGUGUGUGUGUAUAUAUAUAUAAUAUAUAUACAGUAUCUCACAAAAGUGAGUACACCCCUCACAUUUCAGUAACUAUUUUAGUAUAUCUUCUCAAGGGACAAUACUAUAGAAAUGAAAUUUGUAUAUAUUUUAGAGUAGUCAAUGUGCUGCUUGUAUAGAAGUAUAGAUUUACUGUCCACUGAAAAUAACAUAACAUACAGCCAUUAUUGUCUAAAUAGUUGGCAACAAAAGUGAGUACACCCUAAGUGAUAACAGCUCUACAUCUUUUAACCAUGCAAAGCCACAUGUCCUAUUCAUCAUGUUUAUGUUUUUGUCUGCUUGAUAGGGCAAUACAAAUUUGCGUAUCUUGUUUUAGAGAAGUUAAAAUUUGAUGCUUUGAGUACAAUUCUCUCAUACUAACUACUGAAUGUUCAACAUGGCACCUCAUGGCAAAGAACUCUCUGAUUAGAGAAUUAGAAUUGUUGCUCUCCACAAAGUUGGCCUAGGCUAUAAGAAGAUCGAUAACACCCUGAAACUGAGUUACAGUACAGUGGCCAGAGACAUACAGAGGUUUUCCAAGACGGGUUCCACUCAGAACAGGCCAAAGAAGUUGAGACCUUGUGCUGUGUGUCAGGUGCAGAAGCUGGCUUCAAAAAACAGACGCAUGAGUGCUGCCAGCAUUGCUUUAGAGAUUGCAGAAGCGGAAGGUCAGCUUGUCAGUGCUCAGACCAUACGCCGCACACUGCAGCAAGUCAGUUUGCAUGGCUGUUGUCCCAGAAAGAAGCCUCUUCUGAAGCUGGCUCACAAGAAAGCCCGCAAACAGUUUGCUGAAGACAACGUGUCCAAGAGCAUGAAUUACUGGAACUAUGUCCUGUGGUCUGAUGAAAAAAAGAUAAACUUGUUUGACUCAGAUGGUGUCCAGCAUGUGUGGCAACGCCCUGGUGAGAAGUACCAAGAAAAUUGUGUCGCCUACAGUCAAACGUGGUGGUAGCAUCAUAGUCUGGGAUUGCAUGAGUGCUGCUGGGACUGGGGAACUGUGCUUCAUUUAGGGAAACAUGGAUUGUACUGUGACAUUCUGAAGCAGAACAUGAUGCCAUCCCUUCAGAAACUUGGCCGAACGGCAGUUUUCCAACAGAAUGACCCCAAACACACCACCAAGAUGACAACUGCCUUGCUGAGGAAGGUGAAGGUGAUGGAGUGGCCAAGUGUGUCUCCAGACCUGAACCCUAUUGAGCACCUGUGAGGCAUUCUCAAGCGGAAGGUGAAGCGUCAUGUGUCUAACAUCCAGCAGCUCCGUGAUGUCAUUAUGGAGGAGUGGAAGAGGAUCCCAGCAACAACCUGUGCAGCUCUGGUGAAUUCCAUGCCCAUGAGGAUUAAGGCAGUGCUAGAUAACAGUGGUGCUCACACAAAAUAUUGACACAUUGGACACAGUUUUGACAUGUUCACUUAGGGUGUACUCACUUUUGUUGCCAGUUAUUUAGACAAUAAUGGCUGUAUGUUGAGUUAUAUUUAGAGGACAGUAAAUCUGUACUACUAUACAAGCAGCACAUUGACUACUCUGAAGUAUAUACAAUUUUCAUUUCUAUAGUAUUGUCGCUUGAGAAGAUAUACUAAAAUGGUUGCUGAAAUGUGAGGGGUGUACUCACUUUUGUGAGAUACUGUAUAUACAUUAUAUAUACAGUGUGUAUGUAUGUAUGUAUAUAUAUAUAUAUAUAUAUAUAUAUAUAUAUAUAUAUAUAUAUAUAUAUAUAUAUAUAUAUUACAAAUGAAGAGCAGUUAAAAUUGAUAUAAUUGUCUGAUUUAAAUACAAAUUAAUUUAAAAAUAUGCUUAUACUUCAGGACAGGAUUGUUUUUUUUUGUUUUUUUUGUAUUAUUGAUAUGAGAAUUUAGGGCAUGUCCGUAAUUAUCAUGACAAUAAUGUCACAAUGCAAAAACAUUCAAUAUUUAUUUUCUUUAUGAGAAAUAUAAUCUUUCUUUGGAUCUUAGAGUGAAAUAGGGACAUUCCGUGAUUGAUUAACCCAACUAAUCCUUGAGUGCUUUUCCAGUGCUUUAUAGCAUGCCAGACUGUGUAGUUGAUAGUGGAUACCUUAGAUAAUUCUCUUUUCAUAACUGUGAUUUAGGCUUCAAAUAGAGAUGUUGUUUUGAAGUUGCACAGCUGUUUAAAACUAAGGCCUCUUCACUGUGAAAUCAAUUCAGUCUGGUUAUGUGAGUGCUUUGAAUUAGCAUCAACAAGAGCUAGUGCAACUAUAUGAAAAGUCUCUUGAAAAAUACAGCUUAUUUACACCAUAUUAAUUGCAAAUUACAUUGGCUACAGAUACUCCUACCCUGGAGCUACAGACAGAUGAAAUGCCACUAUGUAAUAAAUGUCAGUUUUGCAAUGCAAUGCUUUGCAGUGUAUUUUUAGUCUUGUGAGGAUUCCGCAAUGCUGAUUUGUAAUAAUCAGAACUCUUAUAUAUCAGACUAUCCUGGAAAACUACUGUGUGGCCAAUAAUUUGAUAACUUUUAUAACAGUUGGUCAAGAUUUUUAUUUUAUUUUACCUCAUUUUAUUCAGUAUGCAGCAUGUGACAUCUCAAAGAUAAAGUGAAGCAACAGCAGUGUCUACAGGAGCACUACUGCAGUGCAAACAUGUACAAACCUCUGUAAUUAUUCUGUAUUAAAGGAAUGCUCAAUAUAAGUUGACAACAACUCUA